CAAGGCAGAGACGGUGGAGACGACACUUGUCUUCGCUUUCUCAAAAGAACGUCAAAAACCAAUGGUGGGUUGAGUUGAACCACAAAAAAACAAGUCCUACCUAGAUUCACCAAAACUUUUGCUCGCAACCCACCGUGUUUCUCUCUAACCUCCAUCAUCGUAUAUAAAUCCCUCUUAUCCCACAAUCCACACCUCUUUAAUUCAAAAAAUUAAUACAAAAAGGUUUAAGUGAGAUUGGUGUCCAACAAUUAAAAAGAUGAGUCAAGAACAGCCAAAGAGGGAGGAUUUUCAAGAAGAGGCUAUCACAUACGGAGACGUCUUCAACGUUCAAGGAGAUCUCAAAACCAAACCGAUUGCACCGGUUGACGCCGCCACCAUGCAAAAGGUGGAGAGUCACCUCCUUGGUAAGAACCCGAAGGGUGGCGUCGCCGCCGCGAUGCAAUCCGCGGCCAUGAAAAAUGAGAGAGAUGGGGUGGUCGGGCACAACGAUAUUAACAUAACUGCCACUGGUGCUAGUGUGAAGGAGACCGAUGCUCCGGGGAGGCAAGUGAUAUCGGAGUCCGUUGGUGAACAGGUUGUUCAGAAAUCAGUAGAGGAAAAGGAGAAGAGAGUUAAUAAAUUGGUUGAGAUGGUGGAGCAAUUUAGCAAAAAGGCGCCACUGACGUCAUCUUCUCCUGUUCAAGAUAUGGGCAUUGGGGGCGGUGGGAUCACCAUAGGUGAAGCGCUGGAGGCCACGGUUCUCACGGCGGGAAAGAAGCCGGUGGAGUGGAGCGAUGCCGCGGCGAUUCAAGCUGCGGAAGUGAGAGCUACUGGGCGCACCAACAUUGUCCCCGGAGGCGUUGCUGCGGCGGCGCAAUCAGCCGCCACUCUAAAUGCUCGGAUUACAAAGGAAGAGGACAAGACGAAACUCGCAGAUAUUCUGGCGGAUGCGACUUCGAAGUUACCGUCAGAUAGAGCAGCGACUCGGAGAGAUGCUGAAGGUGUGACGGGUGCAGAAAUGAGAAAUGAUCCCAACCUCACUACUCAUACUGGGGGUGUGUCCGCAGCCGUGGCUGCUGCUGCUAGGCUUAACCAAAUGAUCAGUAACUAGUUCUAUACCAUAUAUGUAUAUUAUCACCAUUGCCCAUUUUGUAAGUGAUUCAUUUUUUUUUCUUUUCUUCGUGGAGAACUGAAGAACCUAAAUUUUAACUCAACGAGUCCUCUGACCAAAUGUUAAGGAGCUCGCCCAAUUCUUUUAUCUAACCGUGCUAGUUUUCUUCAAAGCAAUGCGUUCAUAUUUUAUUUCUGCUUUCAUUUGUUUGGAAUGUGUAACUUCAUGAAAUUAUAAUUUACAAAAUAAAUAAGAACGAUGCCUUUACUUUUUUUAAAAUAUGGGGUUUUGUUUAUUUAGAUAAAAUUUUACUUGAUUUUGAGUUAAUUAUAAUAAUCAUACGAGCAACGACUUAUCAUUAGGAUAUGCUUGGAAUGUUGGUAAAAAUGUUUUUUUAAGUAAAAAUAAAUGUAUUGGUCGAUACAACAAGCUUUGGUUAACGAUUAAGUUGUAUAUAAAAAAAUAUAAUUGUAAAACUUUUCACACAACUUUUUUUAAUUUAAAAUAAAGCUUUUUUUUUUUGUAAAGAUAAAGUGAUAGUUUUACUAUUACAAUAUAUGAAAUUGUUAGAUGGGGUAUGUUUCCAUAAUACACGGAUUUAGGUAAACCUAUUUAAUAGUUCGUAAAUGUAUUUCACAUGACGGGGUUUAACAUAAAACAACCUAGGUGUGUAUUCUUCAUCACUCUAUCUAAUAUUGAAUAAAUAUGCAUGUUAAAAAUGUAUUAUUAUUUACGGACGUUAAAAAUUUAUUACUUUUUAUGCAUGUUAACUACUAUUAAGGUAGAUGUAAUGCCAACUUAUAGUUUCACUCGAUUUAACUGAAAGAUUGCCAUGCUGAUCAACUAAAUCCCACUCCUUAAACACAUCGAUCAAAUUUAAGUCAAUGCUAUAUUUCAUUUAAUGCAGCUGCUUUGUGAACAGUUCUUUACUUUUUACAUGUUCUCUCCUCAUUGUGCACAGCUCAAUUGAUUUUAAAUCCUGUUAUUAUACUUCUUAAAAACAUUAACCAUUGACAUGAAGCAACUAAUUAGAGGUACUAUACACAAUUUUUUAUACUUCUCAAUAUUACACUAUUUUUAUAAAGAAACUUGAGAAAGCUAUUUCUCCAAUCCAAGAAGUGUACAAGUUGUACCCUAUAAUUAUCCUUAUUGAAAACAUUUCAUAUAAGUUGCCAAUUUAAAAUAAAAGUGAUAAAAGUGGGAGGGAAUUCCUAUUGGAGAUGCUCUUAGUCUUUUAUGAAACCCCAACUCUUUCUGCCUUUUUUUCUCUUCUCACCAGUGACUUUAAUUCUUUACAACAAUUUAUCAGUUUUUUUUACCAAAGCCUUCUUUGUUAAGAAAGAUGAUAUACUCGUUUAUGG
Molecule: messenger RNA, 2451 nt
Organism: Vigna angularis (adzuki bean)
Lineage: Eukaryota; Viridiplantae; Streptophyta; Magnoliopsida; Fabales; Fabaceae
Product: late embryogenesis abundant protein 47
Exons: 4
Coding region: 257-1090 (277 amino acids)
Source: RefSeq, a predicted model, not a curated record